Molecule: messenger RNA, 2638 nt
Organism: Brassica oleracea var. oleracea
Lineage: Eukaryota; Viridiplantae; Streptophyta; Magnoliopsida; Brassicales; Brassicaceae
Product: phosphatidylinositol 4-phosphate 5-kinase 5-like
Exons: 8
Coding region: 280-2601 (773 amino acids)
Biological process (GO): phosphatidylinositol metabolic process
Molecular function (GO): ATP binding; 1-phosphatidylinositol-4-phosphate 5-kinase activity
Source: RefSeq, a predicted model, not a curated record
GAUGAAAUCUCGGAGACAUUUGUUUUCUUUUAGCUCUUUUUUGGCCAUUUGUUUACCCUCUUUUUCUUUGUUUGGUUUGGAACAUGGUCCAGAGCAAUAUUCAAUCCUAAUCUGUGUAAAAAAAAGAUCAAUGACACUCAUGUUUGUUGAUUUUUAGGGUAUGUGGUACAUCUUUAAGAUCGUUAUCUAGACAGGAACGUUCAUGUUUUUAUGAGGGCAUGUUUCUAGGUGCUAAUAACAUACUUUUUAGAUAAUUUUUCUUCUUCUUAGUUUAGCACAAUGAGCAAGGAACAAAGCUAUGUUCUAAAAGCAUGGGAAGUGACCCUGCGCAAGACCCAACAAGCGAAGAAGCGGGCAAACAGCGUUUUUGGGACAGUAUCGGUAGCUCCACAUACGGACCACGAUGUCACAAGUGAUGAAAAUGAUGAUGAGACCACCACAAACAGGAAUAGCUUAGAAGAAUUUUACCAUGCAGAGAGAGUACUUCCCAAUGGGGACUACUACACAGGACAAUGGUACGACAACUUUCCUCACGGACAAGGAAAAUACCUCUGGACAGACGGAUGCAUGUACAUCGGAGAAUGGUACAAUGGAAAAACCAUGGGGCAUGGAAAGUUCGGGUGGCCAUCUGGUGCAACGUACGAAGGAGAGUUCAAAAGUGGUUACAUGGAUGGUAUUGGCACAUACAUGGGUCCAAGUGGAGAUGCUUAUAAAGGUCAGUGGGUGAUGAACCUGAAGCAUGGACAUGGGGUCAAGAGUUUUGCCAAUGGAGAUGCAUAUGAUGGUGAAUGGAGGAGAGGUUUACAAGAAGGUCAAGGGAAGUAUCAAUGGAGCGAUGGGUGUCAUUACACUGGUGAGUGGAAGAACGGUACUAUUUUUGGUAAAGGGAGCUUUGUAUGGACAAAUGGGAAUAGAUACGAUGGGUGUUGGGAUGAAGGGUUCCCUAGAGGGAAUGGGACUUAUAAAUGGGAUGAUGGGAGUUUCUAUGUUGGUAACUGGUCUAAAGAUCCAGAGGAAAUGAAUGGUACUUAUUAUCCAUCAGGAAACGAAGGGAGUCUUGAAUGGGAUCCUAAAGAUUUGUUCAAUAAUUUGAGUGAGUACACUAUCUGUAGCGGAGAGAGAGUACCUAUGCUGCCUUCACAGAAGAAACUUUCUGUUUGGAACUCUUCUAAGCGUAUAGAGAAGCCUAGGAGGAUGUUAGUUGAUGGGAGGGUAAGUGUGGAUGUAGAUAAUAGAGCGUUUGAGAAGAUGAAUAUGUGGGGGAAUGACACAAGUGAAGGAGGUGCUGAUAUGAGGAAGGAGUUAGAUGCAGAGUUGAUGAGAUUGGAGGCUGAAGGUCUUCAUAGUCUCAAGCCAAGCGCUGUGCCUAUGAAACUGCCAAAGGCAGGGAGGAAGCAAGGGGAGACUAUAUCCAAAGGCCAUCGCAAUUACGAUCUUAUGCUUAAUCUACAACUAGGAAUCAGGCAUUCUGUGGGAAGACAAGCUCCAUCUGCAUCUCUCGAUCUGAAGCCUUCAGCAUUUGAUCCAAAAGAUAAGAUAUGGAGGAGGUUUCCACGUGAAGGAACCAAGUACACACCUCCACAUCAAUCUACUGAGUUCAAAUGGAAAGAUUAUUGUCCACUAGUUUUCAGGAGCUUGAGGAAGCUAUUUAAAGUAGACCCAGCUGAUUAUAUGUUAUCCAUCUGUGGGGAUGAUGCUCUCCGAGAACUCUCAUCUCCUGGUAAAAGUGGGAGCUUCUUUUACUUAACAAAUGAUGAUCGCUACAUGAUAAAAACAAUGAAGAAGUCUGAAACAAAAGUGCUUCUGAGGAUGCUUGCAGCAUAUUACAACCAUGUUAGAGCGUUUGAAAACUCUUUGGUGAUCAGAUUCUUUGGUCUACACUGUGUGAAAUUGAAUGGACCAACACAAAAAAAAGUGCGGUUUGUCAUAAUGGGUAAUCUGUUUUGUUCUAAGUACUCCGUUCACAGACGCUUUGAUCUAAAAGGUUCUUCUCUUGGUCGUACCACUGACAAACCAGAAUCAGAAAUAGAUUCAAAUACCAUCUUAAAAGACCAAGACCUAGGUUUUAUUUUCAGAUUACAGAAAGCAUGGUACCAAGAAUUCAUCAGGCAAAUUGAUAAAGACUGCGAGUUUUUAGAACAAGAGAGGAUCAUGGACUAUAGCCUUCUAGUGGGGAUUCACUUCAGAGAAGCUUCUGUAGCUGGAGAGCUGAUUCCUUCUGGAGCUCAAACACCUAUUGGUGAAUCUGAAGAAGACGCAGGCCAUCGUCUCUCUAGAUCAGAGGUUGAUGACCUACUUUCAGAACCCUCAAGGUGGGCUAGUAUCAGACUGGGAACCAACAUGCCAGCGCGUGCAGAGAGAAUGAUGAGGAAAAAUGACAGUGAGCUUGAGCUUGUGGGAGAGCCUACGGGAGAGUUCUACGAUGUGGUAAUGAUAUUUGGUAUUAUUGACAUUCUUCAAGAUUAUGAUAUCAGCAAAAAGCUUGAACACGCUUACAAGAGCAUACAAUAUGAUCCUACCUCUAUUUCAGCAGUUGAUCCAAGAUUAUACUCGAGGCGUUUCCGUGACUUUAUUUUCAAGGUAUUCACUGAUGACAAUUGAGAGAGUGGGUUCCUAUUGUCUUUGUGCUUUUUUUAGG